This is a messenger RNA of Mugil cephalus (flathead mullet), 5439 nucleotides long. RefSeq names its product pleckstrin homology domain-containing family A member 7-like. Gene Ontology annotation, molecular function: protein binding. The record is from RefSeq and is a predicted model, not a curated record. The coding region runs from base 866 to 4900 and encodes 1344 amino acids. NCBI's taxonomy places the organism in Eukaryota, Metazoa, Chordata, Actinopteri, Mugiliformes, Mugilidae. The transcript has 28 exons.
CGCUGUUGUUUCGUGAGGCUGGAGAGCCGGUGGGGAGCCUGUGAUUGGGGAAAUAAGCAGUUGUGUCUGCGCCAGCGACCUCAGAGGAAGGCUGGAUUCAGAGGAGGGACGCUGAGGCUGUGGAUUUCGAAACUGCUCCUGUCAAGAAGAGAUGGAUCUGUGGCACAUGUGAACUUUGGAGAGAAUAUUCUGCACGUGCAGACGACAUGAGCGGCUCCCGUUUGGCGUCAGGGACUGCUGGAGGAAUGGAGGUCUCUGAAAUCCGCUGCUUCUCUUGAACGCGUUCUGAUGUAGAUCUGCUCCUGAGAGGUCGACAACUCUGACGCUAUGUGGCGAAUCAUUGAGAUGUAAAUAGUGACACAUCGUUCAUCGCACGAUUUAACAGGCAAAAUAUACAGCUCAGCAAGGCUGACCACAAAGACAUCUGUUAUACCUGAUUACACCUGAGACGCGAGGGGAAAUUACUAGCUGGGGCCGGGACUGAAGGAGUAACCUGUGAUGUCUGACUUCACCUGGGCCAUUCGUCUCAGACUCUGCUGAGUAGUUGCAGUGUAGUCGAGGGGGGGGGCGGGUGGCAGGAGCAGACUUCAUUUCCAGGUGUUUAAACCACACCAGACUUGACUCACCUCACGUCAUUCCAUCUCCGCAUGGACUUUCUCACCUCAUCUUCUCGGUAAUCCCAGCCCUCAAACCCACCGCCUCUCGUCCUCUCCCCAUGGAACCAUUCAAAGGAGGAGAGAAGCGACGCUGAUUAAUGUGACUCCCAGCAGCCCGAGUCGGGUUCCACAGCACCAGAAAUAGAAGGCAGAGAGAAAAACCGCCACGGCACUUGUGAACUGUCAUCACGUGGAACAAGAGUAGCACCAUGUGGAAUCAGUCUGGAUACUGCAAUCACAUACCUCACCCUGGAUAUCCCUUUUACCAUGCGCCGUGCAGUCAUAACCAGAGGAUCACAGCGUUUCACCAUCCUGUGAGUGGACAGAUUUCUCCAGAGAGCGUGGACUACAUCCUGCAGGAACAGCCGCAGGGUGCUCGCAUGAUGUCCACACCUAUGGGUGAGCAGCUCUCCAGCACCACCGUCAGUGAGGCCUCCACCGCCGUCACGUCCUCCACUGUGGACACCACUUCUGCCUCUAAGGGCUCCCGGUUCAGUGGGAAGGUGCACACUUUCGGGAAGAGGGAGCAGUCCAUUAAGAGGAAUCCCAAUGUCCCCGCGGUGAUCCGAGGAUGGCUGUACAAACAGGACAGCUCUGGGAUGCAUCUUUGGAAGAGGAAAUGGUUCGUCUUGGCUGAUUUCUGUCUGUUCUACUACAAAGACAGCAGAGAGGAAUUGGUGCUAGGCAGUAUUCCUCUGCCCAGCUAUGUCAUUUCACCCGUGGGACCUGAGGAUCACAUCAGCCGCAAGUAUGCCUUCAAGGCUAGCCACACUGGCAUGCGCUCGUACAUUUACAACCAGAGCUCUAUGAUUGGCUCGCAGGCGGAGCACACUGGGAUGCGGACGUAUUACUUCAGUGCGGACACCCAAGAAGACAUGAGCACCUGGCUGAAGGCCAUGAACCAGGCGGCGGUGAUGCAGAACCACGGCGACACACUCAGACCAGCUGACAAGAUAGAGAAGCUGAUGCAGCAGGCUGUCCCUCAGACAAACCACGUUAACCACAACAACACCAAGACUUCAGACGUUGAGCCCAUCAUCCAUAAGGUUUUCCUGGAGCCCCUACGCCAUGACAAAGGUGACAGAGAGGAGAUGUUCAGCUUUCACAAAGACUCUCCUGGCACCAUCACGUUGGAGCAGCCCAUGGGAACCAUGGGCCUGGAAAUGGACACUCACACUUCCCUCCCAUCCAAUCCUGCACCCUCCGCCCUUCCGAAGCCUGACCACGGUUCGGUGUCGGCGCCGGUGUCAAGGGUGCCGUCUCGUGCGCCGUCGCGAGGCGCCUCGACUUUGCCCUCGAGGAACGGCCUCGUCUCCACACCCAGUCCCAUCCUAGAACCCAACGGGAUUGCGGCGGGGACGUACCAGAGGGCCCCGGAGACGCCCGUCACCAACACACAAAAGUUGGUGCAUAGGAGGGGUACUUUGGAGAAGGUGGAGCACUGGGUCAAAGUGCAAAAGGCUGAGCACAAAGGCCCCCCAUCCAGAGAAAACACCCUCCCUCGUCGCACCCCACCGACGCAGCACAAGUACACCUCUAUAGACGCCUACCAGACCCUGCCAAAAACCCCUCGUCAAAGCCCCCUGCCCAGCCGACUCGGCGAGUACAAGUACGCCCAGGAUCGUCUGAGCCACUUCCGCCUCGGCCCAGAUCAUGGCGGCUCGGGGUCCAACACUGUCUGGCAACUGUACGAGUGGCAGCAGCGCCACCAGUUCCGCCACGGCAGUCCCACGGCGCCUCUUUACACUCCGGCACCAGAGUACCCAUACGGCCCCCGGCCUCCAUCUACUGUGCCUCCCUCCUCCUCAGGUCCAAGGACGGAGGGGCCUCCUCGCUGUAUAUCGGUGCCGCCCUCCCCGGCAGACAUCCCUCCACCGGGGCCUCUGCCCGGCUCCAGCCGAACCCUCUCACCCACUCGGAGGCCGCACACGCCCGCUGAACGGCUGUCAGUCAAGCCCGUGGGUGAUAUGUCAGUGGUGGACAUCCCUAUCACUAUUUCCCCCCGUAGGAGCAAAUCUCAGAUGUUCAAGACCACCACUAUUGACAGACGGUCAAUGCCUCCAUCUGGCUACAUGACACACACAGUCAGUGCACCCAGCCUCCAUGGCAAAACGCCCGAGGAGCUCACUCUCCUCCUCAUUCAGCUGCGCCGACACCAGGCCAAGAUGGCCUCCGUGCGUCAGCAAACGUUAGCCCAACUCCAGCGGCUCAAUGGUCCCAAAGAGCCCUUCAGUCACAACCGCCUCUUCACCGCCACCGCUAGCACCAGUCCCCUACUCAGCGCCAGCCCCUCUCCUGUGUCCCACCUCGGACACCUCGGCCUCUCGGCUCCGCUGGGCACUUGCAACACCCAGAGUGAUGACACCUACAUGCAGCUGAAGAAGGACUUAGAGUAUCUGGACCUAAAGAUCAGAGCUCUAGAGCCCCUGAUCCUCGCAGUUCACAGUUUACUACUGCACUGCACUGCUGGGCCUCUCAGGCCUCUAAUGAACGUAGCUGGAAGUCAGACGUUGAAGGAGUCAGGGAAACCUGUCAGGGUUGCAGAAAGCGACGUGGAUGUGAAGCUGAGUCGGUUAUGUGAACAGGACAAAAUCCUCCAAGAUCUGGAGGCGAGGAUCAGCUCCCUGAAGGACGACAAGGACAAGCUGGAGAACGUCCUGGACAUGUCCCACCAGCAGAUGGAGCAGUACCAGGAGCAGCCGGCCCACGCCCAAAAGAUCGCCUACCAGCAGAGACUGCUGCAGGAAGAUCUGGUCACCAUCAGGGCCCAAAUAUCCCGCUUAUCCACGGAGAUGGCACAUGCCUGGGAGGAGUACAUCAGUCUUGAGAAAUCAGUGGAGCAGUUGAGGACGGCUCUGCAGGCACACAUGAACCACAGCACCACCCCACAGCAGGAAAGAACUGAGAUGAAGCGUGAGCUGUGGAGGAUUGAGGAUGUCAUGGCCGGACUGAGUGCCAGCAAAGCCAAUUACAAGAUCACAAUUGACUCUGUCCAGAACCCUGAGAGGAAGUUAGUGCCUUCAGUGUCAGACCCGGCAGUGCCUUCUCCCAGCGCGGAGGUCCAGCCUCCCCCUCGCAGCUCCAUCCCAACCAUCCUCUCUCAUACUUUGCCUCACAGCACUGUGCCAAAGUGGACCGAGGACCAGGCCCCACCCAGGCCACCACUGCCAAGCCACUACGACUAUGAGGAGACACCACCCGUGGUGCCGCCCCUCCCCAAAGAGGCUUCUGUCAUCCGCCACACAUCAGUGCGUGGGUUGAAACGGCAGUCAGAUGAAAGGAAGAGGGACAGGGAGGGCGGGCAGUACGUCAAUGGAGACUAUAAGACUGAUUUGCGAUCAUACCUGAGUGAACCAGAGCUGCCGGGAAUUAGCCACCACAACACGGGGUCUGACAUGGACUACCAGUAUUUCUCAAGCAAAGGUCUUCCAGGCUCCUCAUCUCAGCUCAACCAGUCCAGCUCCAUCUCAUCGUAUGUCACCCUAAGGAGAGGCGCCGGGAGCUCUGCAGCGAAGGAGAGACCCAAGAGUGCCUUGGAGCGUCUGUCGUCGCCGACCGAGGCCCUGCAGCUGUCGAGCAGCCAGUCUCGAGGACGGAUGACUGCGGACGAGCAGCUGGAGCGGAUGAAGCGCCACCAGAAGGCGCUGGUUCGCGAGCGCAAGAGGAACCUCAGCCAGGGCGAACGUUCCUCCACUGGCCUCUCCAACUCCACCGCCUCCACCCAGCGCUCCUCCUCCUCCUCCAGGCUGCCCUCGGGCAGCUCCGACCCCACGGCCUCCGUGUUUGACUGGCAGGAGGAGCGACCCAGAGCAGAGGGUCAGAGCGACGAAGGCCGGAAUCAAGUCAAAGAGAGGCCGAGGUUCCUGUCAGAAGAGUGGGUGACGGUAACAGCCAAAGAUAUACGAGAGGUGGACGUGGAGCCUCUUGACUACGACCUGGACAUCAGCCGAGAGCUGUCCACACCACAAAAGGUUUCCAUCCCGGAGCGCUACGUAGAGUCUGACCCUGAAGAGCCUCUUAGUGCAGAGGAGCUGGAGGAACGCACCCGUCGGGCCGAGCGCAUCAAGAACAUUCUGACCAAAUCCAGUGUUCAGAACAUACAGCCGUCUUCAGUGGACUUCAGUGAACUGGACUCAGUUCUGCUGCAGCAGGAGAGGAUCAUGAGCGUGUCCCAUGCACUGGCUUCAGAGGCCUCACGCAAGAGCAAACUGGUCGCAGGGUCUGAGUGGCUGGAGAGUUGGUGAUCAUGUCUGGUCCAGCCAAAGCUGCUGCAGAGCACUGAGACACCGCGUGAAGAGGAGGUUGUCUGUGAAGGGAGGGUGACAGGGAAGAACUGGAUGUCUUUUUUACAGCAGUCGCCAACUAAACUGAUUUACUUACAACAAAUCUCUUUCUUGUGAGUGAGAGAAAAAAAAAACACACACAAAUUUCUUACACAGAUUUUUGAUAAUAAUUUUUAAAUAGUAUAAAGUAUUCUUCUGCACUUACAUUGCACGAUUGAGUAAUAAUUUAUAACACGAGUUGCUUUUAUAAAUCUGCAGUGAACUCUUGAAAAGUGAAAUAAAAGCCAAUGCCAACACGCUCAGAUUGCAGUGGGAAUGUUUAGGCAUGAUUUGUUUAUUUAUUCCGUGGUUUGGAUUGAUGCGCUUCUACUGUAUAUUUCCUCCACACUGUCACAUAAAGAUCUUGUCAAUCAACACAGUUGCAUUAGCAAAUGGAUGUAAUGGAUGAAACUCAAUGAAAAGUGACAUAACGCAAAAUAAAGGACUGCAUAAUAAUAGUA